AAGAUGGCCAGAAGUUGGAAACGUGUUUUAUUGGCGGUAUUUCUGCUGAUGUUCGGGGGUCUCACCUGGGCCGAGGACCAACAACAACAGACGCUGGAAGUUUCACUUGGUGGUGUUCUAGUUCUCACAUUUCAACCUUUUGACAGAAAUAAGAUGUUUCUUGUCAAAAGGAAGGAAGGUGAAGUUACUAACAUCAAGGUGCGGACCUGGAGUAGCUGGACUGCUGGGAGUGUUCCAAAUUUAACAGAUCAAGCAUCAGAUGACCCUGCGUUUGAUGGUCGGGUUGACUCGACGUAUGUUAAUGUCUCCAACACUCUCACAGUCCGAAUAAAAGACUUCCGAGCUGCCGAUACAGGGCUGGGCGUGUACUACGAAUUUCAACAAUCUGGUAGCAGAUCCUCAAAAUUCUACCCAAAUAUCAAAGUUCCUCCACCCCGUAUAUCCUCAUUCAACAUCACUGGUGUUGGGGAGGACAAUGUCAACAUCACUUUUCAGCAGGUGGAACCAUGGGACUCUGCACCUGUUAACUACUCUGUACAAUAUCAAGAGUUGGGUGCCAGCUCCUGGAAGGAGACAGAGAGUGUUCCCCAUGACCCAAACAUUCCAAGCCGGCAGAUUCCAGUGAAGGGUCUGAAGUCUGGUGUCAAGUACCAGUUCAGAGUCGUGUCUGCCAAUGACUUUGGGCGAAAUUACUCGCAUAUUGAGGAGGCUACCACCAGGAAAUCACAGAGAAGUACAGGAUUUGGAUUUAGCAAUGGAGCAAUUGCAAGCAUCGUUGUUUGCAUUCUUGUACUACUACUACUAGUAGCUGUUGCAUUUCUGUGUCAUCAGCAUCGAAAAAGAAACAAGAAGUGGUCAUUGCGAGACCGUCGAAGGGUCUACAACCCAGUCCCUCUGGAGGAAGGCCGUAAUGGACUGGAACUACAAGGUAUACAUGUGAAUGGACAUCAACCAGGUGCACCUAGACAGCCACUGCUUGCACCUGGACAGCAACCACCUGCAGCUGUACCACCAGCUGCACCUGGACAGCAACCAGAUGCAGCUGGAAAGCAACCAGAUGCACCUGGACAGGACCCAGGUGCAGCUGGACAGGACCCACCUGCACCUGGACAGGACUCCCCUGCACCUGGAAAGGACCCAGAUGCAGCUGGACAGGACCCUCCUGCAGCUGGACAGGACCCCCCUGCACCUGGACAGGACCCACCUGCACCUGGACAGCAGCCAGAUGCAGCUGGAAAGCCACCAGAUGUGCCUAGACAGGACCCCCUUGCACCUGGACGUGGACAGCAACCAGCUGUGCAGCCGCCACCACCUGCAUCUGCACAGGACCCAGGUGCACCUGGACAGCAACCAGAUGCAGCUGGACAGGACCCAGGUGCACCUGGACAGCAACCAGAUGCAGCUGGACUGCAACCAACUGUGCCUGGACAGCCAUCAGAUGGAGCUGGACAGGACCCAGAUGGUGCAUCAGAUGACCGCAGCAUCAUGGAGCUACCAGAGCACCAUUCUGAGCCAGGAGGAGGACGUAGCCUUCGAGCAGAACCAGACCUUGUUGAGGGAUCUCCUGUCAAACCCCGGCCCCAAACGAAUGGACCAGACAUCCAGACUGAUGCUGUCCCCUCAAAUUUCAUCUGCUUCUAA
Messenger RNA from Branchiostoma floridae (Florida lancelet), 1641 nucleotides. RefSeq lists its product as uncharacterized. Gene Ontology annotation, molecular function: protein binding. The coding region runs from base 4 to 1641 and encodes 545 amino acids. The record is from RefSeq and is a predicted model, not a curated record. Lineage: Eukaryota; Metazoa; Chordata; Leptocardii; Amphioxiformes; Branchiostomatidae. The transcript has 9 exons.